Molecule: messenger RNA, 381 nt
Organism: Lactuca virosa
Lineage: Eukaryota; Viridiplantae; Streptophyta; Magnoliopsida; Asterales; Asteraceae
Source: the annotation of a GenBank genome assembly
AUGACAGAUAACGAAGAUCCGAAGGCAGCGAAAGAUGAACGCAAAUCAAUCCUUCCACCAAUCACCGAGAUCAGCCGGUGGCAAUGGUGGUGUUUGGUGUUCCUUAACAUAUCUUUCCUCCUAAUCGGUCAAGGUACCGCCAUUCUCCUCCUAAGAUUUUACUAUGAACACGGUGGGCGCAGUAAAUGGACUGCAACACUUGCUCAAAACGCUGGAUUCCCAAUCCUUUUCAUACCCUUCAUUCUUUUUCCCAAAAUGAAAGAACCCUCGAUUAAUUCCCCUCUCAUCGUAGUCUUAUCAGUCUACUUUGGCCUCGGACUCCUAAUCGCCGGUGAUCAUUUACUGUAUUCGAAUACUUAUCGGCCUCAACUUACUCGCUAA